Protobothrops mucrosquamatus (brown spotted pit viper) is the source of this 395-nucleotide messenger RNA. RefSeq names its product keratinocyte-associated protein 2-like. The annotation marks the transcript as partial. Lineage: Eukaryota; Metazoa; Chordata; Lepidosauria; Squamata; Viperidae. The transcript has 3 exons. The record is from RefSeq and is a predicted model, not a curated record.
CCUUUCCUACGGUUGUCGUCCUUGACCCCGGACCCACGCAAGGCCUUCAACAACCUCGAAAGCCUGAUUUUCGGCAAAGGGUUCCAGGCAAAGGUCUUUCCUGAAAUUAUUUCCUGUCUCCUCCUGGCCCUGUUUGCAUCAGGACUGAUUCACCGAGUGUGUGUCACUACUUGUUUGAUCUUCUCCCUGGUCGCCCUCUACUACAUCCAGAAGAUCUCCUCCACCCUCUACCAAAUGGCCACCCCCGUCUCCGUGCCCGCCAAGACGGUCAGCAAGAGCCGGAAGAGGAAUUGACGAUGGGACAUUCGCCCCCUCGCCCUCCAAAGGGGCAGGAAUACGCCCUGGAUAAAAUUCAAUAAACCUUUUCUUUCUUUUUUUUUUUAUAGCGAAAACAG